UUCUCUAUCCCUAGAAUAUCAAAUCCACAACCAAUUAAUUCCCCUAUAGUUUCUUUCUUCUCUCCGUUCCAAUGGGGGAGCCAUGCCAACAAUAUUGGUUUUCGGAUAUGGAAAUACAAGAUUUUGAUUUCUUUAACCAAAGCCAGAACCACAAGAUUGGAUCACUCGAUCGUGAUGAGGAUCGGAUCUUUCGAGAGAUCAUGAUGCAUCAACCAGUUUUCUCUUCUGACAGCGAUACUCACUCUCCCAAAAUUCUAAGCAAAUCAAUCCACGGUGGUGAUAGUGGUUAUAAUACUUACACAGCCCUUGCCAACAACAAGAGUAGCAAUAGCAACCUAGUGAUGAAGAGCAACAGCUCCAACUUCAUCUUCUCAUCACAACAUGCACCACCAGAGAAACCUUCCACAGCCACAGUCGCUUCCCCAACCGCAUACAUUCUUUCAUUCGGCGACUCCACCCUAGUGGCAGCUACACGCCAAAACUACGGUGGAAAACAGCCCUACCACGAGGAAGUGGUAGUAGGGAGUGGUGGCGUAUGUCUUCCCUCAAAAGGGGUCUCAGAAAAACAUGAUGUUGAACCUACUACGGCCAACCAAACAACAAAGAGAAGUAGAAGCUCUGCGGAGACACUAGACCAUAUAAUGACAGAGAGAAAAAGAAGACGGGAACUGACUGAGAGAUUCAUUGCACUUUCAGCCACCAUACCUGGCUUAAAGAAGAUUGACAAGGCCACUAUACUCAGUGAAGCAAUCACUCAUGUGAAAAGACUUAAAGAACGUGUAAGGGAGCUCGAAGAACAGUGUAAGAGGACAAAGGUAGAGUCAGUGUCAUUCGUUCAUCAGAGACCCCACAUUACAACUGAUAAAGGCACCACCUCUGGUGCAAUGAACUCUGAUGAAUGCUGUAGAACCAAUGAAGCACUCCCUACGGUGGAAGCAAGAGUGUUUAAAAAAGAUGUACUCCUCCGGAUUCACUGCAAGAUACAAAGUGGCAUUUUGAUCAAAAUUUUGGAUCAUCUUAAUAGUCUUGAUCUCUCCACAAUCAGCAACAGUGUAAUGCCAUUUGGAAGUUCAACUCUUGAUAUCAGCAUUAUUGCUCAGAUGGGGGACAAAUUCAAAGUAACAAUGAACGAUCUAGUGAAAAAUCUGAGACUGGCUCUCUUGCAGUCAUCUGAAGUACAAUAAUGGUCCAUACUAGUAUCAAUUAAUUAUCAAAGGUGUUUGAGGAUCUGAAAAUUCUGCUAGUUCUAGCUCUCCGUGUGGGUGUGAUCUUGGCUUGAGAAUUAGGUCACUGUCUUGUUAUUCAUGAAGGAGAAUCUACUAGUGUUUGAUGAAUGGAAUGAAUUACGAUUUCAUGCAUGAUAUUUUCAAAUUAUGACACUAGCAUAUAUAUAAUAUAUUCUAUAUAUAGAUGAUAGCUCAGUUUUCACUUUUCAGCAUUAGAGCAUCUAGCUCCAACUUUCAAGAUAGCUAGGUUUGUUGCCCUAUGUUUGGUAAACUUAAUGUCCUCCCAAAUUAUUUGUCGAAUAAAGAACAACCUGGCAUCCUCCUCUCUAUGUACUGGCUGCUGAUGCUUUGUAAAUUAUAAUUAAUAUAAUUUGCAUAGUGUGAUGACAAAAUAAGAAAAAGGAAGUAUUUAUA
Messenger RNA from Glycine soja, 1640 nucleotides. RefSeq names its product transcription factor bHLH18-like. Bases 72 to 1184 code for a protein of 370 amino acids. Lineage: Eukaryota; Viridiplantae; Streptophyta; Magnoliopsida; Fabales; Fabaceae. The record is from RefSeq and is a predicted model, not a curated record. The transcript is spliced from 4 exons. Gene Ontology annotation, molecular function: protein dimerization activity.